GAGAGCAAGUGCCUGUGCAAGCCCUCUGGGGAAAGAGAGAAAGUGACAGGAGAAGGAAGGAACACUAAACAAUCAACGGAGAUCAGUGGAGCUAAUUUACAGCUUGAAAGACAGAAGAGGGGAGAAAUCAAGCAUUUUAUUUUUGCUUUUCAGUCUCAUGCCUGCUUUCCCUCAUUACCCUUUCCCUUGUAUCACCUGAACUUCUUUACUUGCAAUCUUUAUUUGUGGCCUGUUCAAGCAUGCCCACAAACGGAAUUAACAAGGCCCUGAAGCUGCAGUUUGGCCUUAUCAACUAUGAGAAUCGCUACCUUACAGCUGAGGCCUUUGGCUUCAAGGUGAACGCCUCAGGCAUCAGCAUGAAGAAGAAACAGAUCUGGACCUUAGAGCAGGACGAGCAAGAUGGCCAAGUAGUGUUCCUCCGCAGUCACCUGGGACGGUAUCUGGCCUCUGACAAAGAUGGGAAGAUCACAUGUGGGGCAGAGAAACCUGACCCUGAAUGCCGUUUCCUUAUUGUGCCCCAAUCUGAUGGUCGCUGGGCAUUGCAAUCAGAGCCUUACCUGCGUUACUUUGGAGGCUCGGCUGACUACCUGUCCUGCUUUGCCCAAGCCAUUGGGGAACAAGAGCUGUGGGCUGUCCAUUUGGCUUUACACCCACAGGCCAGCCUGCUCAGUGUGGCACGUAAGCGCUAUGCCCAUCUGUCUGCUUCAGAUGGAGAGAUCUCAGUGGACAGCAACAUUCCCUGGGGAGUGGACUCCCUGGUCACCUUGGUAUACCUGGAUGGCAAGUACAGCCUGAAGACCUGUGACAGCCGUUUCCUCAGCAAUGAUGGCAAACUGGUGAAGGAGAAUACCAAUACUACUAGCUUCACACUGGAGCUGAAAUCUGGCAAGCUGGCCUUUAAGGACUGUGAUGGGAAAUAUCUGACCCCAGUGGGUCCCACAGGAACGCUGCGAUCUGGCCGAUGCUCCAAGCCUGGAAAAGAUGAGCUGUUCGAUCUCGAGGAGAGUCAUCCACAAGUAGUUUUUCAAGCCGCCAAUAAAAGAUUUGUCUCGGUCAAGCAAGGAGUGAGUAUUUCAGCCAAUCAGGAUGUGGAGACAGACAUGGAGACCUUCCAGAUGGAGAUUGAUAAGGAGAGCAAAAAGUCUAUGUUCAGGACCAAUGGUGGAUCCUACUGGACUUUAGUGACUCAUGGAGAGAUCCAGUCCACUGCCACAGAAGUAGAGAUCAACACAAUGUUUGACAUUGAGUGGCGAGAACAGAGGGUGGCACUCAAAGCAAGUAAUGGAAAGUAUGUGUGUACAAAGAAGAAUGGGCAGCUCUCAGCAGUCAGCGAUACAGUGGGUGAUGAUGAAUUAUUCCUGAUGAAACUCAUCAACCGCCCUAUGCUGAUCCUUAGUGGAGAAAAUGGCUUUGUGUGUCACCACAAGAACUCCAACACUCUGGACGCAAAUCGAUCUGUCUAUGACAUUUUCUUAUUGAUCUUCAAUGAUGGCGCUUACAAUGUAAAAAGUGUGAAUGGAAAGUUCUGGUACGUCUCUAGCAGUGGCCUAGUGUGCUCAGACGGAGAAAAGCCAGAGGACUUUUUCCUUGAGUUCCUGGAACAUGGACGCAUCGCUAUCAAGGGCUCUAAUGGCAAGUACCUUCGUGGAGACCAGGGAGGUACACUUAUGGGUGAUGGUACAACUGUUGAUGCAUCUUCUCUUUGGGAGUACUGAUCCCCUUCAAUCAGGGUCCUAAAAGAGGGAGCAAGAAGUUGGGGUUCUAUCGAGAAGCGGACUGACCGGGUAACAUUUUCCUGCCUGUUUUUAUACUAGCUGCCAGGUCCCCGAUACCAUGGUUUGUUUUGGGUUUUUUUAAUUGGGAAGAAGUGAACACUUUAGGUAGGAAGAUAUAUGUGGUUUUUAUUAUAAAUACUAAAUGUUUUGUCUUUCAAAUGACAAUGCCAACAUCAAACAACACAUACUAUGUGAAAAUGUGUAAUUUCACAAAUUACAUUCCAAAUUCCAAAGUCCAAAUUAUUUCAGACAAACUUUGUUCAAUAUAGCUACAGUGACACCCAAAUAUCUUUGAGGGCAGCCGCACUGAUCAGUCACUGAACAGAGAGAAAUUUAACAAAGAGUGUUGCUACCUUUGACACAUUUUCAGUUUAGCCUAUUCAGAAAGCAUGGCCAUGAAUGGCAACAAAAGAAAUGUUUAGUCCUUCUGUUGCUGCUAAAUUCCACUGGCUAAAUAGACUAAAUAUCUCCAAAAGCUGAAAAAACCAUUGCCGAUUUCUCUGACAAUCAAAACUGAUACAAAUCUGGCACAUCAGUCCUGAAUAACAUUCAGGAAAAUCAAUGAAAAACAAUGACACAGACAAUGUCGGAUCAGUGUGGCUACAUCCUUUUUCCCCCAAACAAAUAGGGAUACUUAUGUAUAGACACAAAAUGAACUUAGUUUGGUUUAGGCGAAUAGACCUUAGUCGACUAGGUUAAUCUGGAUCUUACUUCUGUAACCUCUGUCAACAAUCCCACCACGUUUGUUUACAGCUUUUAAAUUAUUUCAAUACUUUGACUUGUUCUAUAAGAACAGUCAAAGAUGUCUUCUCUAAACACUAUGACUCUAAACACCAAGGUAAUGCACCUCUGUCUUCAAAGACAGCAAAUAGCUGGUGUCAAUGGUGUUUCCAUUUAUCUGAAUGGACCAUUGACAGCUUCCAUAUAAGCACAAUAUGAAGCAAAUGAAGUGGACUGGAGCAAAUAGGCUGUACUGUCUCAAGCACAUCUGCAGUGCUGCGCAAUGUAUAUCCAAAGAGGAGUUAAUUCAGCAUCACUGCAAACACUGAAAUACAUGUUGUGAUAUAGAUGUGUAACACAUAUAGAAAUACAGAGAUCAGACAUGUUCAGUAACAAAGAACAUCAGUAGAACUGUCAUAUAUCCAUAUCAGGGACAAGCAAGAAUCCAAAGGGGGAGCACAUUUAAAGUAUUUGAUGGACUAUACAUCAUUUUAAUGUACCAGGUGUGAACUCAGAAAGUGCUUCUCUGGUGUUCUGCCUAGGGGCCUUAAAUCAUACUGCACUCUAUAUCCCUUUAUACCCUGUUCUCAUAUUCAGAGUUGGGUGGUAAGAUUAGAACAAAUAAUGGAUUUAGAUAACAGAUAUUUUUGAAAAGAUUGCAAAGAUUACUUACAGGAAUACUUAUAAGUGGAAUAAGAAAACUCAUUAGGCCAUUACAACAGUGACAUCCUAUAAAACAUCAUGCAGAAGCAAAUGUGUUUGAAUACAAAUCUUAAAAUAAUGCUUGUUUUCCAUCUGUUUACCCACAGUCAGAUGAGAGGAUGCAAUGAAUUUCAUUUGUGAAAUGAGUGCUAUGUGCACUCCCUAAACCCAGCUCCAAUGUGUCAGCAAACUUCAGACAGCUUUGGAGUUGUUGGAAAACAUGUUAUUUCACUUUUUACAGAGCUGGGCUAUCUGCCUUCCUUCUGCUUCCAGUCUUUGUGCACAGCUAGGCCAAGAACGUCCCACUGCAACUAAUAUGAACCUUCUUAUCUAACUCUGGAUAUGACAGCAAACAACUGUAUUUCACAAAAUGCCGUAGAGAGUGUCCCUCUAAGUAACCUACCCAACACUGCUUUUGUAAAAUGUGAGCAGUAGCCUCUAGUAUACCCUUAUCCAGCACAGCCCUUUUAAAUGGGAACUUUUUGUAUUUUGAUUCAAUCUCUCACAAGGCUUACUGAAUUGAUUACAUACUCCUGACACCCAUCAAAUCGCUAAGGUCACAAGCUGCCCAGAUUUUUAUGGUAUAGAUGUUGGUGUGCAGCACAGAGGACAACCUUAACCUGUAUACAAUUUAUCCUGUAGAGUUUUGUCAGUUAUUUCCCAGGAAAAAAUAAAAUCUGCAAUAGUUCAAAUGUAAACCAAUGGUUUUGUGAUGUGUGCAAUUUGCAAUUAAUAGAGAAACAUUUUAGAAAGCAAGGUCUAAAAGGCUUGGUCACCUAUGCAUCCUGAGAGCCUCCAACCAUAUUUUAGAAUGUGUUUAAUAUAUAUAGAUAGAUGUUUGUUGAUUUACUAUCUUUGUUUUCUGAUAUGAUUUUUGAAAAUGCUGAUGUAAAUAAAAACAUGAAAAUAUC
Molecule: messenger RNA, 4108 nt
Organism: Siniperca chuatsi (mandarin fish)
Lineage: Eukaryota; Metazoa; Chordata; Actinopteri; Centrarchiformes; Sinipercidae
Gene: fscn2a
Product: fascin actin-bundling protein 2a, retinal
Exons: 5
Coding region: 240-1715 (491 amino acids)
Biological process (GO): establishment or maintenance of cell polarity; actin filament bundle assembly; cell migration
Cellular component (GO): cytoplasm; actin cytoskeleton
Molecular function (GO): protein-macromolecule adaptor activity; actin filament binding
Source: RefSeq, a predicted model, not a curated record